AUGGGACCAACUCCCCGUACGCCCCGGUCCCGUCGAAUCCGGGGGCUGACCAGACUAGCCCACCCCUUUGACAGUCCAGCCGACUCGGGCUACGGUUCCUCUGAGUGCUCUUCGCCGGAGAAGAGAGCCCACCAUGAUGAUGUCCCAGAAGUCCCUCCACACUGUCUCAACUACGACUUUGUGUGUGACGGCUCUGGAUCUUCAGAUAAGCACGAGUCUGAUCACGAGUCUGAUAAAGAGCCUGGUAAAGAGCCUGAGGUCGAACCCACGCCCACGAGAAGACAGACUCGAUCCAGAUUGCGUACCAGCAUCCCCGCAAACUUUCACUCCAACAAAGUGGUCCGGCCAAAACCGAAUCGACAAUAUACAAAAGGGUCUCUGAACCUGCCAGACCGCUUCAUACCACGAUGGACAGCGUCCGCACCCAUCUCUAUCACGUACCGUACCUCCAAGCCCGUCGAUGACUUGACAGCCUCCGAGAGGCUCUUGCGAAACCAUCAUGCCUCUCCUGACGUCUUUCUGCACCGAGCGACCGCCACUGCCCCCCCUUUGGCCUCAGACUUCCGCAACGUCUCCCGCAUGGAAGAGGCGCCAAGUAGGAGAUUUCAGGGCCUGCCCCACAACCGAAGCGGCUCGCUAAUAGCCACCCAAGUAGGAACAACAAUCGUCCCUAUGCCGGAGAACCGACGCAUCUUCAGAGCACGAGCUACUCGAGUUGAGCGCAGGUUGCCUUCAGCACCGUUCCGUGUGCUUGACGCCCCCGAGCUCCGCGAUGACUACUACUGCUCGACGCUGGCCUACUCGGGGACUUGGAACGUCCUUGCGGUAGGGCUGGGAGGCACGCUGUACUCAUGGUCUAGUCGUCACGGAGUCAUGCCCGUGCAUCCCACGAACCCGCCACGGAAGGUCUCCACUGAGGACUUGAUUGUAGGCGACGUCUUGGGGCAUAUCUACUACUACGUUGUGGAGUGGCCUGAAGCGUGGGAAGUGGCCCGCGACGACUGGCCUGGUUCCAUUACGCUGGUAGCUAAGAUUUCUGCCCAUGCUUUGCAGAUUUGCGCAUUAGUCUGGUCCCCCAACGGUCAAGUCUUUGCGACUGGUGCCAAUGACAACUAUUGCUGCUUGUUCGAGGUCAACAAGAUCCUACGACCACAACGACACCAGGGUUCAGUCUCGCCGACGGAAGGGAUGAAAGAGGCAUUUCAACUGCUAGUGGACGGUACCAGCAUCCGGACCGUCCGAACCUCGCCUGAUAAGGUGCCGCAGUUCGGACCCGGUUCAGAGACGCAUCGCUGGAUCCACAGCGCCGCCGUCAAGGCGAUUGCCUUUUGUCCAUGGCAGGACGGCCUCGUUGCGACAGGGGGCGGCUCCAAUGACCGAUGCAUACACUUCUUCCACACCAAGACCGGCACAGCUCUUGCAACUAUUGCAUGUGCGGCGCAGGUGACAUCACUUAUAUGGUCCACGAACCGGCGUGAGAUUGCUGCCACUUUUGGCUAUUCACAGCCCGAACACCUGUUUCGUAUUGCCGUGUUCAGUUGGCCCUCGUGCGAGAUGGUCGACGUGGUUAAGUGGGAAAAGGGCCACAGAGCACUCAGCGCCAUUGCGUACCCUGGCGGCCCCAAGGGACUGUGUCGUGGCCGAGCAAGAGAGCGCCCAGCAGAGGAAGGCGGUAUUGUAGUGGCAUCAAGCGACAAUACGAUCAAGUUUCACGAAGUCUGGCAAGCGGAGAGGAGGGUCAUGGUGGGAGGCAAGGGAAUGCUAGGAGGAAGCGAUAUCCUCGAGGGACUUGAGGGCAUGUACAAAGAGGGAGAUAUCAUUCGCUAA
Molecule: messenger RNA, 1827 nt
Organism: Verticillium alfalfae VaMs.102
Lineage: Eukaryota; Fungi; Ascomycota; Sordariomycetes; Glomerellales; Plectosphaerellaceae
Product: meiosis-specific APC/C activator protein AMA1
Exons: 4
Coding region: 1-1827 (608 amino acids)
Biological process (GO): positive regulation of anaphase-promoting complex-dependent catabolic process; positive regulation of ubiquitin protein ligase activity; anaphase-promoting complex-dependent catabolic process
Cellular component (GO): anaphase-promoting complex
Molecular function (GO): anaphase-promoting complex binding; ubiquitin ligase activator activity; protein binding
Source: RefSeq, a predicted model, not a curated record